AGACGGCCCGGAUCCCGGUUACCGGCCCCUCGCUCGCUGCUCGCCAGCCCAGACUCGGCCCUGGCAGUGGCGGCUGGCGAUUCGGACCGAUCCGACCUGGGCGGAGGUGGCCCGCGCCCCGCGGCAUGAGCCGGUGACCAAGCUCGGGGCCGAGCGGGAGGCAGCCGUGGCCGAGAGCUACUCAGAGUUGCUGUUUCUCCUUGAGAUGCUUUUGGUGUUGGGGAACCACUGAUUCAAGUAUACACAUAGACCUUGAGAGCUUCUUGGGAAGUUCUAACAUGGGCCAGCGGAGGGCAGCUCCUUGCCUGCAUUUGUCCCAAAACUUCCUGUCUUCAAACUCCAGGAGGGAUAUGCAGAAUGGCAAGGAAGCCAUACCAUAGGGAGUGUGAGGAAGAGGCUGUCUGUGUCAUUAUGUGUGCGUCGGUCAAGUAUAAUAUCCGGGGUCCUGCCCUCAUCCCAAGAAUGAAGACCAAGCACCGAAUCUACUAUAUCACCCUCUUCUCCAUUGUCCUCCUGGGCCUCAUUGCCACUGGCAUGUUUCAGUUUUGGCCCCAUUCUAUCGAGUCCUCAAAUGACUGGAAUGUAGAGAAGCGCAGCAUCCGUGAUGUGCCGGUUGUUAGGCUGCCAGCCGACAGUCCCAUCCCAGAGCGGGGGGAUCUCAGUUGCAGAAUGCACACGUGUUUUGAUGUCUAUCGCUGUGGCUUCAACCCAAAGAACAAAAUCAAGGUGUAUAUCUAUGCUCUGAAAAAGUACGUGGAUGACUUUGGCGUCUCUGUCAGCAACACCAUCUCCCGGGAGUAUAAUGAACUGCUCAUGGCCAUCUCAGACAGUGACUACUACACUGAUGACAUCAACCGGGCCUGUCUGUUUGUUCCCUCCAUCGAUGUGCUUAACCAGAACACACUGCGCAUCAAGGAGACAGCACAAGCGAUGGCCCAGCUCUCUAGGUGGGAUCGAGGUACGAAUCACCUGUUGUUCAACAUGUUGCCUGGAGGUCCCCCAGAUUAUAACACAGCCCUGGAUGUCCCCAGAGACAGGGCCCUGUUGGCUGGUGGCGGCUUUUCUACGUGGACUUACCGGCAAGGCUACGAUGUCAGCAUUCCUGUCUAUAGUCCACUGUCAGCUGAGGUGGAUCUUCCAGAGAAAGGACCAGGUCCACGGCAAUACUUCCUCCUGUCAUCUCAGGUGGGUCUCCAUCCUGAGUACAGAGAGGACCUAGAAGCCCUCCAGGUCAAACAUGGAGAGUCAGUGUUAGUACUCGAUAAAUGCACCAACCUCUCAGAGGGUGUCCUUUCUGUCCGUAAGCGCUGCCACAAGCACCAGGUCUUCGAUUACCCACAGGUGCUACAGGAGGCUACUUUCUGUGUGGUUCUUCGUGGAGCUCGGCUGGGCCAGGCAGUAUUGAGCGAUGUGUUACAAGCUGGCUGUGUCCCGGUUGUCAUUGCAGACUCCUAUAUUUUGCCUUUCUCUGAAGUUCUUGACUGGAAGAGAGCAUCUGUGGUUGUACCAGAAGAAAAGAUGUCAGAUGUGUACAGUAUUUUGCAGAGCAUCCCCCAAAGACAGAUUGAAGAAAUGCAGAGACAGGCCCGGUGGUUCUGGGAAGCGUACUUCCAGUCAAUUAAAGCCAUUGCCCUGGCCACCCUGCAGAUUAUCAAUGACCGGAUCUAUCCAUAUGCUGCCAUCUCCUAUGAAGAAUGGAAUGACCCUCCUGCUGUGAAGUGGGGCAGCGUGAGCAAUCCACUCUUCCUCCCGCUGAUCCCACCACAGUCUCAAGGGUUCACCGCCAUAGUCCUCACCUACGACCGAGUAGAGAGCCUCUUCCGGGUCAUCACUGAAGUGUCCAAGGUGCCCAGUCUAUCCAAACUACUUGUCGUCUGGAAUAAUCAGAAUAAAAACCCUCCAGAAGAUUCUCUCUGGCCCAAAAUCCGGGUUCCAUUAAAAGUUGUGAGGACUGCUGAAAACAAGUUAAGUAACCGUUUCUUCCCUUAUGAUGAAAUCGAGACAGAAGCUGUUCUGGCCAUUGAUGAUGAUAUCAUUAUGCUGACCUCUGACGAGCUGCAAUUUGGUUAUGAGGUCUGGCGGGAAUUUCCUGACCGGUUGGUGGGUUACCCGGGUCGUCUGCAUCUCUGGGACCAUGAGAUGAAUAAGUGGAAGUAUGAGUCUGAGUGGACGAAUGAAGUGUCCAUGGUGCUCACUGGGGCAGCUUUUUAUCACAAGUAUUUUAAUUACCUGUAUACCUACAAAAUGCCUGGGGAUAUCAAGAACUGGGUAGAUGCUCAUAUGAACUGUGAAGAUAUUGCCAUGAACUUCCUGGUGGCCAACGUCACGGGAAAAGCAGUUAUCAAGGUAACCCCACGAAAGAAAUUCAAGUGUCCUGAGUGCACAGCCAUAGAUGGGCUUUCACUAGACCAAACACACAUGGUGGAGAGGUCAGAGUGCAUCAACAAGUUUGCUUCAGUCUUCGGGACCAUGCCUCUCAAGGUGGUGGAACACCGAGCUGACCCUGUCCUGUACAAAGAUGACUUUCCUGAGAAGCUGAAGAGCUUCCCCAACAUUGGCAGCUUAUGAAACGUGUCAUUGGUGGAGGUCUGAAUGUGAGGCUGGGACAGAGGGAGAGAACAAGGCCUCCCAGCACUCUGAUGUCAGAGUAGUAGGUUAAGGGUGGAAGGUUGACCUACUUGGAUCUUGGCAUGCACCCACCUAACCCACUUUCUCAAGAACAAGAACCUAGAAUGAAUAUCCAAGCACCUCGAGCUAUGCAACCUCUGUUCUUGUAUUUCUUAUGAUCUCUGAUGGGUUCUUCUCGAAAAUGCCAAGUGGAAGACUUUGUGGCAUGCUCCAGAUUUAAAUCCAGCUGAGGCUCCCUUUGUUUUCAGUUCCAUGUAACAAUCUGGAAGGAAACUUCACGGACAGGAAGACUGCUGGAGAAGAGAAGCGUGUUAGCCCAUUUGAGGUCUGGGGAAUCAUGUAAAGGGUACCCAGACCUCACUUUUAGUUAUUUACAUCAAUGAGUUCUUUCAGGGAACCAAACCCAGAAUUCGGUGCAAAAGCCAAACAUCUUGGUGGGAUUUGAUAAAUGCCUUGGGACCUGGAGUGCUGGGCUUGUGCACAGGAAGAGCACCAGCCGCUGAGUCAGGAUCCUGUCAGUUCCAUGAGCUAUUCCUCUUUGGUUUGGCUUUUUGAUAUGAUUAAAAUUAUUUUUUAUUCCUUUUUCUACUGUGUCUUAAACACCAAUUCCUGAUAGUCCAAGGAACCACCUUUCUCCCUUGAUAUAUUUAACUCCGUCUUUGGCCUGACAACAGUCUUCUGCCCAUGUCUGGGAACACACGCCAGGAGGAAUGUCUGAUACCCUCUGCAUCAAGCGUAAGAAGGUCCCAAAUCAUAACCAUUUUAAGAACAGAUGACUCAGAAACCUCCAGAGGAAUCUGUUUGCUUCCUGAUUAGAUCCAGUCAAUGUUUUAAAGGUAUUGUCAGAGAAAAACAGAGGGUCUGUACUAGCCAUGCAAGGAGUCGCUCUAGCUGGUACCCGUAAAAGUUGUGGGAAUUGUGACCCCCAUCCCAAGGGGAUGCCAAAAUUUCUCUCAUUCUUUUGGUAUAAACUUAACAUUAGCCAGGGAGGUUCUGGCUAACGUUAAAUGCUGCUAUACAACUGCUUUGCAACAGUUGCUGGUAUAUUUAAAUCAUUAAAUUUCAGCAUUUACUAAUACUGCACAUGUGUGAAUUAUACCUCUUUAAGCCCAGUUGAUGAACAAAUCUACCCUGGCGAAUGUUAAAUGUUAUGGAUUCGAAACAGAUUUAUCUGGCUCUGAUAUUAAGAUUAGCCACAGUUUGGGCUUUAGCCACAACAUAUGUCCCCAAAACACAAAAUACAUAACAAUUUGCUUAGAAUAUGGAUAUAAUUACAGAAACCUAGUUGUUUUGCCAGUCAGCGUCAGUCAUACACCAUCCAUUGUUCUGUUGAGUGACAUGAAGGUGGGCAGUUAUUAUGCUGUAGUUUCAUCAAGAGUCACUUCAGAUGUGUUCCCCAGACUUUGAGAGGUCAAAGAAAGUUUCAGAAGUAGCAAAGUUGGAAGUGGAAAUCAUAAGAGUUUUGUCUUCUUUCAUUUGAAUAAGUGAUCGAAUCAUGGACUAUUAUUGCCAAAGGGGGCAAGCGAUCAUCUCAUCCAGUUUGUUCAUUUUGCAAAUGCAGAAACUGAAGCUGCAGAUGUUCAUUUUGCAAAUGCAGAAACUGAAGUGAUUUUUUUCAGUUUCUGACAGCAGCAAACACAGGUGCUUACCAAAUACUUUUGAUUUGGGUAAUGUGUACUGGUCAGUAGGAGACAUGGGAAAGCAUUUUGGUCUCAUGUAUUCAUAAUAUUGGGGACGAUAUGGUAGAAAGCCAGGAAAAAUAUUUCUGUUGUCACCCAGGUACCAGAGGCUGACAAGCACAGUGAGGACCUCUAAUCUUUCUAGGGGUUUUCUAGUUUGUUUUCCAAGAUGUGGGGCAGGUAUAGGGGAGGGUCUUACAUUGAAAUCUCUGCUGAAAGCUAUGGACUGUGCUGGCAUUGUGUAUGUGUCAUAUUGCCCUGGUUUCUUCAAAUUUCUGCCCUUUUGCUCAUCAUCGAAUGCACUACCUUAGUGGCUGGUUUCUAAUGCAGCUUCUCUCCCAAAGGGUACAUUUUUAAAUUUUUAUUUUUUAAAAUCUUGAGAGUCCUUUGAUUUGGGAAGAGGAACUCUUUCAUCUGAGUUCAUUGUGAGCCCUAGAGAGCUGUGUGACUUUAUCAUCGUCAUAGGAGUCAUUGGACUUUAAAGGCAUUACAACUCCAUUUAAAGUACCUCAUUACUCCCAGGAAUAUUGGGUGUUAGAUCUUGCAACACAGCAUAAAACAAUUUAUGUUAAAGAAGGAGCAUUAUAUCCUAGGCACUUGAAACAACCUCAAAGGUGAUGUUACCCUAUGAACAGAUAGGUGGUACAGUCACCGUAGAAAUUCAAGACAGGGAUAUAGCAGGUGAUGGCGAUUCAUGGAUUCAGAGUGGGCUAGGGACUCCACUUUAUUGUUCGUGUAUUUCUGAGCUGCUAACCAGCAAACCUCACCCAUAAGCUUAGGUCAGGAUCAUCUGUCCUCGGGAUGCCAUAGAGCCUGGUUUCAGAAGCAGAACAAUCAUGCUAAUUAAAAUGUCGUGUUCUGGCCUACAGCAGACAACAGCUGGUUUUAGAUUAAGAAAUCUUUUUAAAGAAACACAUCUUACUGGCCUAUAGAGAAGACGAACUUGAACUGGCCCUGGCCCAAGUGCACACUGAGCCACUGGCUUUGCCCCCAGGGGCCUAACUGGGAUGGGCCUGCUUGGAAUGCCAGGGCUGGAAAUACUUUUUUAUUUUGCUGAUUAACAUUACAUAGUUGUUAAAAUGUUUAUCUCAUGUAUUUUACCAACCCUCACACAUUUAGGUAUAAACCUCCUUUUCUGGGAGAAUUAAAGAGAAAAACAGCAACUUUAGUUGUCAGAAUCUUGUGUUCUUUCCUGCCAGUGAUGCUCUGCUGUAUCCUUUUUUUUUUUUUUUUUUUUGAGACAGAGUCUUGCUCUUGUCACCCAGGCUGGAGUGCAACAAUAGCAUGGUCUCGGCUCACUACAUCCUCCGCCUCCCAGGUUCAAGUGAUUCUCCUGCCUCAGCCUCCUGAGUAGCUGGGAUUACAGGCGCUUGCCACCACGCCUGGCUAAUUUGUUUGUAAUUUUAGUAGAGGCAGGGUUUCACCACGUUAGCCAGGCUGGUCUCGAACUCCUGACCUCAGGUGAUCUGCACGCCUUGACCUCCCAAAGUGCUGGGAUUACGGGCGUGAGUCCCCACGCUCAGCCACUGUAUCCUUUACUCAGUGUCAUCAAGUUCAAAGCUCUGACCACCCUGGUUUCUCUGCCAAAGCCUCAUCUACUUCCAGCUGGGCUUUGAACUUGUGGUUUUUAAGUGCUGGUUUCUCUGCUGCCUUUGGAAAAUAGUGACCAUCAUGCUGGUCUGUGCUGACGCAGACUGGGAGCUGGAAGAGACAAGCUCCCUCUUUGCUCUCAUUGGCCAAAGAUGUUGCUAAUAACCCUGUGAUCCUAGCUUCCUUCUAGGAUGAUAGCCUCUGACAGGCACCAUGCCAGGAGGAAACUAGAGCGUCUUUAUCACUGAAAGAUAGCACGUUUCUAGCCACAGGUUCUGAAGUUGAUUUGAGGUUAAAAUCCAAGAACCUUUGAUAGUUUUCAGCCAAGAUAGUAAUCAGAAAGUAGAUGAAGCAGAGACUGGGUUUGGGAAGUGGUUGGGUUCUGGGAAGGCUCUUCCUAGCUCUGCAGUUAGAUCCUGUGAGGACCCAGCUGAUAGAGUAAAGGCUUUGGGUGUUGGAGACUUCCCAUCAGCCACCCAUCAUGAGCCUGGUGUGUUUCCUUUGCUUUGUAGCUCCUUUGGGGGUAUGCUGCUUUUUCCAUUUCUCUUGGCUCGGGUACUCUUCCAUUGCAGCAAGAGAAGCCACAGUGGGCUGUUCCCCAAGCAGCCCUGGCACAGAGAGGCAGAGUAGAGAAUGCUAAACUGGCCCCAUGUCUCCUCCAGCCACUUCCUGAGGAGCAGUUCUGGCAGGAGUGUUAACCAUAUUGGCAGCAGCUUCCAUCCAGAGAGACUUUGAAAGCAACUUGAGCUUUCCACUGCAGGGCCUGGAGGCAUAUGAAACCUGUGGGGCCUGCCCCUACUCACCUCACCCCUGAGCUCUGUCCAAGCCCUGGACCUCCUGUCCUCGGCCUGUGUUUGGUACUCACCCACUUUCUACUUCUGAGUAGAAUCAAGGGCAGCAUUUGGUCCCAUUAUACCAGCCAUGCAUCAUCUGUGAACAGGCCUUAUUGAGCUUAUCUUGGCAGAGGAAAGUCAGGCAGGCAAGACCCACUCUAAAUUUUAAUGUUUCCCCCUCAUUUUAGGGUGGGAGCUGUGAGUUCAUCUGAAGACUGGGUGAGGGCAUUGUAAGCUCAAGCCACAGCCUCUUUUCCACCUCCAUUAAAUGGACUGUUAGGGAUGCCCAGCUUCCCCAAUUUCCUGGGAGGGUGUGUGGGUCUGUACAGGCAACCUUGUGUCAUUCUUUCAAUUUCCGGCUCACCAUUGCUGGCAACAGUGGGAAGAUGACCAGAGAAAGUUUGGCCCCCUCUCCCAAGCUUCCAGGCCUCUUUCCUUUUCAAGAAAUAGUUGAGUCACCAGCAUCUGUAUCUGGCAUUUUGUUUCUUCACAUUUGCAACCAUUUCAGGGUAGAGUUUUUUUGUUUGUUUGUUUGUUUGUUUUUGUUUUUUUUGUUUUUUCUUUGGAAACAGAGUCUCACUCUGUCCCAUAGGCUGGAGUGUAGUGCUGUGAUCAUGGCUCGCUGCAGCCUCAAACUCCUGGACUCAAGCAGUCUUCCCAUCUCAGCCUUCCAAGUAGCUGAGACUAAAAGCGUGCACCACCACACCUGGCUGAUCUUUUAAUUUUUUUGGAGAGACAGGGCCUCACUAUGUUGCCUAGGCUGGUCUCUAACUCCUGGGAUCAAGUGAUCCUCCUGCCUCAGCGUCCCAAAGUGUUGGGAUUACAGGUGUGAACCACCAUGCCUGGCCCAGGAUAGCACUUUUUCCUUUCUUCUGCUCUCAGUUGGUUGGACCACUGGUUGCAUCUCUUCCCACUCUCCCUGAAAGGCACAGAACUAUCAGACAGAAGACAAGGUAGUUCUCAAGAAGUACCAGGCAGCUGUGUCUGCUAGAGGCUUCCUCAGCAAAGCCCCAUCUUGUGGACAACCUCUCAGGAAUUGCAGGUGGUGUGGGAGUGGCUGACAGAGGAGGGAUCCAUAUGUCUUAGACCAAAGCCACCAGUCAGGCCUUGCCACCAUAUAGAACCUUCCCUUUAGAAUAUAUUUAUUUGGAAUUUUACUUAUAGCUGCAAAUAUAUCAUUGGCUACUAUACCCAAGCAUCAACUCAAGGAACAUUUGGUUUUCUGGUGAGCACAGCUGAAGACCAACCAACUAGUUACUGAUCCAGAUGAGGGAAGAGAACAUUUAUUCAGUCAUUCUGUUAUGCUAACUAUUCAUUUUCUCAUGAAAAUGUAGUCUUUGGCUGGGCAUGGUGGCUCAUGCCUGUAAUCCCAGCAUUUUGGGAGGCCAAAGCGGGCAGAUCAUGAGGUCACGAGAUCGAGACCCUCCUGGCUAACACGGUGAAACCCCAUCUCUACUAAAAAUACAAAGAAUUAGCCGGGCAUAGUGGCAGGCACCUGUAGCCCCAGCUACUCGGGAGGCUGAGGCAGGAGAAUGGCGUGAACCUGAGAGGUGGAGCUUGCAGUGAGCUGAGAUUGUGCCACUACACUCCAGCCUGGGCGACAGAGCAAGACUCCGUCUCAAAAGAGAAAAUGUUGUCUUUGCCAGGCAGUGUGGUAGGCCCAAGAGAUAUAGCAAUUAGAGUUGACUAAGACAGUGUCCCUAUCCUGUUCUUGAGCUCCAGUUCUAGUGGGAGUUCUUGAGCUUGGUAAGAUGAUGUGAGUCCAUCAGUGGCCCAGGACUCUAAGCAUGUAUGUUUUAGUCCCAGCUGUAAAUGAGGAUUCCAUUAACCCCAUCUUCUCCAAUGUAUGGAGGAUGCAAGAAGCUUUAAAAUGUCCUUUUCUCACAGUGACUUCCCUUGACCAUGCCUUAGUUUCCUCAGCCAGAAAUUGGAGACAGCAAGAGCACUUAUGCCUGAGUUGGUGAGAUGGAAUGAUGUAUCAUAUCUCUUCCCCUUUUAUUAACCAGAUCGUUUACCAGAUUGUACCUGGUGAUGCUGGCAGCCAGCCCUCUUCCGGCCCCUAUUUCUGCUUACCGUGUUACCAGAGAGCCUGGGGGUCUGGAUCCUAUCUGGCCCCGUCAGGGUGGAUUACCAAAUGAGCAGUUCUCUUGCCCCAGUCCCUUUCCUGUGCUAUAAAUAAGCCCCAUGUUUAUUUUCUUAUGUUAUUGAAAUGAGCACUUGUGAUUUGGGCCUCUUUUGAGGAGUCCAGAGAGCGUCCAUCCGGUGCCUGGUGAGGGCCCUGCAUGGCUGGCUGCUGUCUGAAGCUAUUUGGAGUCCUCUCCCUGUGUUUUCUAUGUGGCUUAAUUUCAAUAGAAAGGGUUAUAUGCAACCCUGUAUCUGCUGAUUUUCAGGUUUCAACUUUCUGCCAGCGUCACUGCCUGCUUAGAAGUAAAGUUAUGUUUCUCAUUAAGGGGAUAACAGCCACAAUUGAGGUAAUUAACGAAAAUUGUACAUUGGUGGCAGCACCUCCUAUAGGAUUUCCAAUAGUCUUUCUCUAGUAGAUCAUUGGGGGCUCACCUUGAUCUCCUCUCUUCUGUCUACCCUGCACCAAAAUACCUUGUCCUGUUUUCUGGAUAUAGUUCCAAUAAUUUUUUUCCUAACAGCCUUUUUGUCACCAGUUGGUUUGAUAUCUUACAACUUGGCCAAAUGAGGGUUCCAUUAACUCCAUCUUGUCUAAUGCAUGGAGAAUUCAAGGAUUUUUUUUUUCUCUUUUCAUAGCACCUUCCAGUUGCCAGUUGUACCCUGGCCCUUCUUUGGAAGUCAUAAUGAUGAAUAUCCAUUAAUAAGAGAUUGAUGCUCUUUCAACUCUCAUGUCAUCUAUACCAUCUCAGUGGAGAGGAUGACUUUGGAUGAGGUUGGAAUAGAAAGGAAACAUUUGGAAGUCCACUGCAGUGUAUUAUAUGCUGUGUGGAAGUCUGGGGGUUAGGAAAUACCUGGAGGGAGAACUUCCUAAGAAAUGAUUUUUGGUUCUUUUAGGCCUUAACAGCACAAUAAAAGUAUCCCAUGAGACCAUUAUGAGCAGGACACGACAUUGUUUCACACCUUGGGCUGUGACUAUUUACUUCUCGGUACAGAUUACUCUGGUUAAAUCACUCAGUAAAGAAAUCUUUUCAUGCUCACAAUCUGAACCUGAAGGCUAUUACUGAAGAGAAUUGCAUCUGACAACAAAAUUUAAUUUACUUCCAGAGAAAGGACCAGAAGAAAGUAAAUUUUCAUUUAUGUUUUUAAGUCUAUUGUCUUAAAAAGAUUCUUUUCCCUUAAAAAAUAAAAAAACCUGAUGUGAUGGGUUCCUUCAGUCAACAAAUACUUAUUGAGCAGUUAUUGUGUGCCAGAUACUGUUCUUGGUGUGAGGAUAUGGCACUGAACAAAACAAUGUACCUACUUUCGUCAAGCUUACAUUCUAAUGAGGAAGAUAACCAAAACAAGUGACUGAAUAUAAUUUCAAAUGUCAAUAAAUGCUGUGAAGAAAAUAAA
Messenger RNA from Homo sapiens (human), 10243 nucleotides. It is a transcript of the gene EXT2, whose product is annotated as exostosin glycosyltransferase 2. Gene Ontology annotation, molecular function: acetylglucosaminyltransferase activity; N-acetylglucosaminyl-proteoglycan 4-beta-glucuronosyltransferase activity; glucuronosyl-N-acetylglucosaminyl-proteoglycan 4-alpha-N-acetylglucosaminyltransferase activity. Gene Ontology annotation, biological process: heparan sulfate proteoglycan biosynthetic process; glycoprotein biosynthetic process. The record is from RefSeq and is a predicted model, not a curated record. Gene Ontology annotation, cellular component: Golgi membrane; Golgi apparatus; endoplasmic reticulum. The coding region runs from base 358 to 2568 and encodes 736 amino acids. Lineage: Eukaryota; Metazoa; Chordata; Mammalia; Primates; Hominidae. The transcript has 16 exons.